This is a messenger RNA of Cimex lectularius (bed bug), 1044 nucleotides long. RefSeq names its product rab-like protein 3. The coding region runs from base 140 to 841 and encodes 233 amino acids. Gene Ontology annotation, molecular function: GTP binding; GTPase activity. The transcript is spliced from 5 exons. Gene Ontology annotation, cellular component: endomembrane system. NCBI's taxonomy places the organism in Eukaryota, Metazoa, Arthropoda, Insecta, Hemiptera, Cimicidae. The record is from RefSeq and is a predicted model, not a curated record. Gene Ontology annotation, biological process: intracellular protein transport.
UUUCUUUCCUUAGUUCGUAUUUCGUAACCUCAACAUCAAUUCAACUAUGUUGUUGGUCAGUUUAACUGUUUUUAUAGCUAAUUAAUUUUUUAAUCUUAUUUCUGCAAUAUCAUUCCUCGAAUUGCAACGUAAUGUUUUAAUGGCUGCAAUAGAAAAAGUGAAAGUACUGGUUUUAGGUGAUUCAGGAGUUGGAAAAUCAUCACUGACACACUUGAUAGCGCACAAUGAGCCGAUAAGUAAUCCAUCUUGGACAGUCGGCUGUUCUGUCGAAGUGAAACUUCAUGAAUUCAGAGAAGGGACCCAAUACCAGAAGACGUACUUCAUUGAAUUGUGGGAUGUCGGUGGAAGCAGUAAUCACAGGAAGACAAGGACCACAUUCUACAAUGGCGUACAUGGUUUGAUUUUUGUGCAUGACUUGACAAACCGUAAAUCACAGCAAAAUUUAAAGUGUUGGCUUUCGGAAGUUGUGAAUCGAGAUUCGUAUAAAGCCAAACAAGGUUUUGAAGAAUAUGAUUCAGAACAAUGUGCAGGAUCAAAUAUGUUACCUAUGAUUUUCAUUGGAACUAAGCUUGAUCUGGCUGGGGAGAAACGUGUCCAAGGAAAUAUGAUGGGUUUGGAUAUUGCUCAGGAAUGGGGUGCUGAUAAAAUAAACCUUGAUAACAUGGACCCGAGGUCUCUGGCUCCUGGGAGCAGUUCUGCUGUUAAACUGAGCCGAUUUUUCAACAAAGUGAUUGAAAUGCGUUACCACAAAAGGGAACAUGUCAGCCCAUUUGCACCAGACAAAAAACGCUUCUACACAACCAUUUCUCCAAAUAAUACAAAAUCUUAUCAUUAUGAUUAAUAGGUUGACUGUGAUAACUUAUUUUUUGAUUUUGUAAUGUGUAAUCGUAUGAAUAAAUACUAUUUGUUUGUCGUAUGGUCAAAUGAUUUUGAAAUGUAAAAAGUUUUAUAAAGAAAUAAAUCUUUACAGUAUAUACCAAAUAAUGUAUUUCCAUUUAAUUUAUAAUUAUUUAAAUGCAUUAAGAAAUAUAUUUUUUACUUACC